Molecule: messenger RNA, 4221 nt
Organism: Rhipicephalus microplus (southern cattle tick)
Lineage: Eukaryota; Metazoa; Arthropoda; Arachnida; Ixodida; Ixodidae
Biological process (GO): innate immune response; central nervous system formation
Cellular component (GO): extracellular region
Molecular function (GO): growth factor activity; Toll binding
Source: RefSeq, a predicted model, not a curated record
UUUCGCUGUGCCUCCUCCUCCCCCCUCUAGCGACGCUCCGUCCCGCAGCUGACAUGGAACGGAGCGCGUGUGUACAGUUGAGUUGGUGUGUAUAGCAGCUCGCAGUGCGAGGAGGAGGGUUGAGCCCACCGGGGUCCCCGAUUCGAGUGAGCGGAGUCCAGAUUAAAGGGGUCAGCGGCCCGCCCCCUCUUCUCGCCUCGCAGCGGCGGCUCGAUUGCCGGAGAGAGUGGGCCGGAUCCGACCCUGGCCCACCGUCCAGGCGCACACCACACUGUUCGUCGAGAGCCCAACUCCACCAAGCAGUGCGUUGACCAGCCGCCGGAGAGGCUACAGUACCUGGAACCUUCUUCAUCGUCCGCAGCCAUGCUGGCACCAAGCAAGAUAUGCAGAUGGCUCCUGCUGUGUCUGGCGAUCUUGGAGGCUCAGUGCCAACCACCAGAACGACAACAUCAAACCACAACCACAAGAACGACACCAUCGUUCAAGCUGUACCGCAACAGAACUCGAACAUUCAAUCACAGCAUACUGGCCGUCCGUAGGAAGCCGCUGUUCGGCAGCCGCAGGCUGAAGACGAAGCUAGAGAACACGGCCCCCACGAGCACUGAGAGCCUGCAGAACGUCGUUCCAGAUUAUAAAAAGUUGCCACUCGAAGUAAAAGACGACGCUGAUCCCACGACAACUUUAUUCCCGCCACCACCCGUGUUGCGCCCAUCGCCUGUAGAGAGCGCAGCCAACGCUCCGCAAGUGGUGCCCACAGAGCCGACUUUCAACCCCGACUCUUUCUUCACGACGCGGAAGAAGAAUCCAGUGGUGGUAGUAAGAAGGUUUCCCAAGGGACCUGGCCAAGGAGAGCGGGAUACCAUACGACCAAACGUCGAGCCCCCCUCGAAUGAAGCAGGUGGCAACGCGCAACCCGGACUGUUGCCUAUCGGCAACUUUCACAGACCCCUCCCGAGGCCCGGCUACGGUUAUCAACCCCCUCAGCCGGUCUUCGGAGGAUCAAUUCCACUGGACCCUCUCAGUGCCGGUGGAAUUCCAAGAUUCUUCACACAAAGAGACAUCGAUUUUGUCGCUCAGGCCUUUCGAAAUGCCGCUGGUAAUGAGAGCAUACCACCUCUAAACAUUGCAGCAUUCAAUGUCCCUUCUGCUAAUCAGACUCAGAAGCAGGAACAGGCUCAAGGCAGCAUUAUUGGCAUUGAAAACCACAAACAAAAUCAGCCAAAAUUGCGAGUCCCUGAGAACGUCCUGAGGCAAGGUUUAGCAGACAGUUUGAACAAUGGUUACCCGAACCAGCAGAGACCUCCUCUUGAUGGUUCGCAGCAGGCACUUCCCCUAAAUGCCCACCAACGUCCACAACUAGGCCCCGAUGGACGUCCCCUUGUGUUCCAGGUACCGAAUGAAGCGUACCAAGUCACCUAUCAACCGCAAGCUGGGCCUUAUCCUAACAACGUACAACCUCAGCUGUACCCGAACGUUGUUCAAAAUGGUGGCUACCCUCAAGGACAGGGUGAAGAUCAGGUGUACAGUUUGGACCCUAGACUUUUCAGGCCAAGCUACCCCAUCGUUCAAGGUGGGCUACAAGUUCCUCAACGCAAGCAGCAGCCAUUCAAUCCGUCACUUCAACAUGUGACGACGUCAAGGCCCGGCCAGCAGACACUGCGCCCUCCGCUCGAGCAGGGAAGGGUUAACUCUGGUAUUGUCUACCAGAACUACUUGCCCAUACAGAACAUUAACCCCAUCUCUGGGUUCUCCCCUAGUGGGACAGGGAACUUACAAGGUGGCGGGUACUCCCCCAAUGGAGCGGUACCACGGGGAUUCCGCUUCAUCCCCAUUCCCAGCAACGACAGAGUCGUCGCUCUUCCAGACAUGUUCUCGAACAGCUUUACGCCGAAUCAGCUGGUCGAAAUCAGGGACGGCCGUGCCAUUCCUGUUCAGCCCGUGUAUUCCGUGUACCCAGGAAGGAACAUGAUCGGCUACCCACCACCCGCGUCUGCAAAGGGGACUGCUGAGCGACCACCGGCGGGAGGCGUGGUGCGUAGGCCGUUGUAUCAGGGCGGGUACGGUGGCGUAUUGGACAUCCCGCCGCAAGCACCUCAGAAGAGAACAGGUUUCAUCGAUGGCCGAGAACCGGAUGUCCCAUACUCAGCUGCUGCGCACGACGUGAUGUACACCUACAGACCGGACACGCUUCCUGGCUGCACCAACGGAAGCAAGGAGGCCAUCUACUGUCUCCGGGACGAUGAGUAUCCGCGGGCGGCUCUGCAUUUGUCCGUGGACCUGGAGCAAAACACGAUGCAGAGGCUGCUGCCGGAGACUCCCGAGGGCAACGCGGCAGCCGCCCUGUUUGUCGACGGCUUGGUGCCUCUCAAGGAAUCCCCGGCUGCACGCGACAACAACGGCGAGCAAGCGUCGGGAAGUGGUGAAAACGGCACAGUCGCCGAGUUGUCGUCCCUGAGGGACGACGGCAGCAUGUUCGCAUGCACGUCUCGCGUGACGCACGCUCGACCACUGCGGGCCCGUACCGUGCAAGGCCUCUGGAAGGUGGUGGUCAACAUGCACAGUCCGCAUGGUCGCGGAGCCUUCCAGCAGAUAGUGCGCACCGAAGAGUGCAUGGAACCUGGCGGUGGCUGCAGCAACCUGGUGCAAUCGUCUCGGUGCGUACAGAAGUACAAUCUGCAUCGGCUGGUGGUGUGGACGCGCCAGGAGGGCAUCCACAUGGACACCUUCCGGCUGCCGGUAGCUUGCUCCUGUUACGUGGGGAAAGCCGACAGGAAGGAGACGCAGCUGCUUCGAGGCCCCGGCAGGACCUAGCAAGAACCACCAUGCCCUUCAGUACACUGCGUUGGUCACAACUGGUGCCGCACGGACGAUGCGUGUCUACCAGCCUCUGUUUUGCAAAUGAGUGCGUGACGACGUCCUGAAGUGCGUCGCCAUUUCACGUCGAAGCCUGCGCUGCAGAAUACGAGACAAUUAUUUUCUGUGAAAACCGGACACUGAGUGCGGCCGGCAUAAUGCUCUUCUUGUUUUCUACGUUAUCUUUUUUUUUUCUACGGAUGUGGGCGUAGAACUUGAUACAGCGUUGGUUGACAACGUUCCGAACAUGCAGACUCUAGGGGAGAGCCAGGCAUAAUACGUUUAAUGUUUGAGUGCUGUUAUUGCUUUUCCAAGACACGGCUAAAGAUUGGCCGUCCCACUUUAACCCUUCUUGUCGCGACGGUCUGUCGCGGUGCACGAGAUGUGACAACUGUGUUUCAUUUGACCAUCCACUUGGAGAGGAAGUCCUUGUAUAACACCAUGUGUGUAUUUUCUUAGAGCUCUUAUUGCAACAUCGCGGCACGCAACGCUCGUACACCAGACGUUUUACAAUUCUUGACUUGUUCGUAGCAGCGAGAACAUAGCCAAGCUUCUGUGAGCAUUUUUUGGUGGAUAUCUAGGAUUCGUUCACCCAUGCGAUGAUCAGACAUCGGGCCGUUUUAACGUAUCCGGAGGUGUAAAAGAAAAAAAAACAAAGGCUUAAUGCUGCUAGCGUAACUGUUUCGAGUGCAAUAUUGAAAAUCAAUAUAAAAAAAAGUUGGACAGCAUUCAAUAAUACAUUUACCCGCAACGUGACGAGAAUAUAAUUAUUUGCUAAGUAAAACACUUCACGAAUUGGUCUAUUUUGAACUUCCUUGCGACUGUCAUGUAUACAUUGACUGACUCGUUAGUUCUUUCCAUCUCAUCAUAAUAUUGCGAUAUACUUAGUUGAUGUUUUCUGUAUAUUACUCUCGCGAGAUGAGAGGGCAAAACUGGUAAAUUUGUUGUUGUUUUUUUUUCUUUUCUGCACACGCCCAAAUUGUGCGGUGUUCACUUCAAUAGUUUUUUUUUUCUUUUUUUUCUGUCGCGCCAUCUGACAGUUUUCAACAGUUCAAAACUGACGGGGAAGCCCUGUCGCAUAUAUAUUCAAUUUAAUCAACUUUAUUAUCCACUUAACAGCAUUCCAUUGCUGCUUCGUGCUUUUUUUUUCUCUUGUUUGUUUGCGUGCCGCCGCUGCUUCGACGUGCGCGCAUCCAAAUGCCUGAGCGGAGGCAUCUCUACUUUCAUGGCGAUAAAUUAAAAGGCAAAUGUCAACUUCGCCACAGCUGGUUUUUUGUGCGUUAUGUUAAGAUGUUUUGUUUGCAAUUUAUACUGCGUGUCGUCUCGCGAAAGUUGGCGAGAAAUAAAAUCCACACGUGUUCUUCAGAA